CUGGGGAAGCCCGGGCGCUGGGGGUAGAAUGGGGAUGGAGGGAAAUUUAUCGCAAUAUUUCCCAUCGCCAGCGGAAGCAGGGGGGUCUGCUAAACUGGCCCCCUUUCCCCUGGGACGCCCAGCCACCCCACCCUCCGCACGCCCUCCUGCUGCUAGCUCUGAGGGCGUGGGACCCCCGGGCAAGCAGACACCCCCUGCCUGUCUCCACGGUGGGCCCGGGCAUGCCCCUCGCCCUCCCCCACUGCCCCUGUCUGCCCAUAAUCGCUCCGGUUGGCUUGAGGUGGGAGGAGGCGGCAUGGAGGCGGGUGAAUUUGCCAGUGGAUAUUGUGGAAGUGUUACCCAGCGCUUCCCGAGAUCUUUGUCCCUCAGUGUCCCCCAUGCUGCCUCAGUCUCCCCAGAGGUCUGUCUCGAGGGGAGGGCUGUCUCCUGGUUGUCCCCUCCCCGCUCUGUUCUGAUGCCUCCUCCUCUGGGACCUCUGGCAGUUUCUGUUCCUGAAACUCUUUAAUUUCUCUCCUCCCUCCCCCCUUCACUCUGGUCCAGGGUGUUAUUACUGGGAACAUAAAGCCAGCUCUGUUGCAGCUUUUUGGUGGGAAGGUUUUCCCACGGGCUCCCCUGGUUGGGGGUUGGGGGAUUGAGGCUUUAGAACUGACUUUGGAAUGAAGCAGGAAACCAACCCCAGGAUCCAGACCAUGUGUAGCUAGGUAGGGUUCAAGUUGAAGUCUUGGGGGUUGGGCAGGAAGGGGGACUCUGCUGCCCCUGGCCUUGCCUGAGAGAUCUUGGUUGAUGGAGCUGUUGUCAUGGGAAUGGAGAGAGCCCGAACAGGAAGAGGGUACAGCUUUGUGCAGGUCACAUGCCCACUGCAGCCCUCCAGCCUCUGGUCCCCAGAGCGGACUUUGGAAGCUGAACUGCUUUUGUUGCUGGAAGACUUAUGUUAUAAUUUACCCUGGGUGGACCAGGGGCGUACAAAAGGGCAACGCUCCCCAGUCCCCCCACCCCCGACCCCGGAAUCAUGCAUCGGACUACACGGAUCAAAAUCACAGAGCUGAACCCCCACCUCAUGUGUGCCCUCUGCGGGGGGUACUUCAUCGACGCCACCACUAUCGUGGAGUGCCUGCAUUCCUUCUGCAAAACCUGCAUCGUGCGCUACCUGGAGACCAACAAAUACUGCCCCAUGUGUGACGUGCAGGUCCAUAAAACCCGGCCGCUGCUGAGCAUCAGGUCUGACAAAACACUUCAAGACAUUGUCUACAAAUUGGUCCCUGGGCUUUUUAAAGAUGAGAUGAAACGGCGGCGGGAUUUCUAUGCAGCGUACCCCCUGACGGAGGUCCCCAACGGCUCCAACGAGGACCGCGGCGAGGUCUUGGAGCAGGAGAAGGGGGCUCUGAGUGAUGAUGAGAUUGUCAGCCUCUCCAUCGAAUUCUACGAAGGUGCCAGGGACCGGGACGAGAAGAAGGGCCCCCUGGAGAAUGGGGAUGGGGACAAAGAGAAAACAGGGGUGCGCUUCCUGCGAUGCCCAGCAGCCAUGACCGUCAUGCAUCUCGCCAAGUUUCUCCGCAACAAGAUGGAUGUGCCCAGCAAGUACAAGGUGGAGGUUCUGUACGAGGACGAGCCACUGAAGGAAUACUACACCCUCAUGGACAUCGCCUACAUCUACCCCUGGCGGCGGAACGGGCCUCUCCCCCUCAAGUACCGUGUCCAGCCAGCCUGCAAGCGGCUCACCCUAGCCACGGUGCCCACCCCCUCCGAGGGCACCAACACCAGCGGGGCGUCCGAGUGUGAGUCAGUCAGCGACAAGGCUCCCAGCCCUGCCACCCUGCCAGCCACCUCCUCCUCCCUGCCCAGCCCAGCCACCCCAUCCCAUGGCUCUCCCAGUUCCCAUGGGCCUCCAGCCACCCACCCUACCUCCCCCACUCCCCCUUCGACAGCCAGUGGGGCCACCACAGCUGCCAACGGGGGUAGCUCGAACUGCCUGCAGACACCAUCCUCCACCAGCAGGGGGCGCAAGAUGACUGUCAACGGCGCUCCCGUGCCCCCCUUAACUUGAGGCCAGGGACCCUCUCCCUUCUUCCAGCCAAGCCUCUCCACUCCUUCCACUUUUUCUGGGCCCUUUUUUCCACCUCUUCUACUUUCCCCAGCUCUUCCCACCUUGGGGGUGGGGGGCGGGUUUUAUAAAUAAAUCUAUAUAUAUAUGUACAUAGGAAAAACCAAAUAUACAUACUUAUUUUCUAUGGACCAACCAGAUUAAUUUAAAUGCCACAGGAAACAAACUUUAUGUGUGUGUGUAUGUGUGGAAAAUGGUGUUCAUUUUGGGGGGGGGGUCUUGUGUAAUUUGCUGUUUUUGGGGGUGCCUGGAGAUGAACUGGAUGGGCCACUGGAGUCUCAAUAAAGCUCUGCACCGUCCUCGCUGUUUCCCAAGGCAGGUGGUGUGUUGGGGGCCCCUUCAGACCCAAAGCUUUAGGCAUGAUUCCAACUGGCUGCAUAUAGGAGUCAGUUAGAAUUGUUUCUUUCUCUCCCCGUUUCUCUCCCCAUCUUGGCUGCUGUCCUGCCUCUGACCAGUGGCCACCCCCCGCAUUGUUGAAUGUCCAGAAAUUGCUAAGAACAGUGCCUUUUACAAAUGCAGUUUAUCCCUGGUUCUGAGGAGCAAGUGCAGGGUGGAGGUGGCACCUGCAUCACCUCCUCCUCUUGCAGUGGAAACUUUGUGCAAAGAAUAGAUAGUUCUGACUCUUUUUUUUUUUUUUUUCCUGUGUGUGUGGCCUUUGCAUCAUUUAUCUUGUGGAAAGGAAGAUUCAGACCCUGAGAGGUCUCAGCCCUUGGAGGAGGGCUAAGGCUUUAGCAUUGUGAAGCGCUGCACCCCCACCGACCUUACCCUCACUGGGGAACCCUCACUAGCAGGACUGGUGGUGGAGUCUCACCUGGGGCCUAGAGUGGAAGUGGGGGUGGGUUAACCUCACACAAGCACAGACCCCAGACUUUGCCAAAGGCAAACAGCCUUCCAAUUGCCCCUCCACCCCCAGCUGAGGCCCGGUCACCUGGUCAGGACAGAGCAACUGCAUCUAAAAGCACAAGAAGACAGAAACCUGUAAGCUCUGACCCCACCCCCACCCCUUGAGAGGUCAGCGGACCACCUCCUUAGGGACAGACCCUGGCAGGUCGCUGCCCACCGAGAUUUCCUCAAGUGUGCAUAGAUCUGAGAGGAGUUGGGAGUCGAGACUCGAGAUUCCAUCAUAGCCUAGGUGUGUGGGGUUGGGAGCCCCCUGAUGGGCUUGUCUGUGUUUGCACCUUGUCCUGUGUCUGAGGUCCUGUGACUGUACCCUCCUUUGCCCUGGGACAUCUGUAUCUCUUGGCUUUGUAAUAAAUGCUGCAUACUUUC
Gorilla gorilla gorilla (western lowland gorilla) is the source of this 3370-nucleotide messenger RNA. RefSeq names its product polycomb group ring finger 2 (gene PCGF2). Lineage: Eukaryota; Metazoa; Chordata; Mammalia; Primates; Hominidae. The record is from RefSeq and is a predicted model, not a curated record. Gene Ontology annotation, molecular function: promoter-specific chromatin binding. The transcript is spliced from 10 exons. The coding region runs from base 1010 to 2044 and encodes 344 amino acids. Gene Ontology annotation, biological process: negative regulation of transcription by RNA polymerase II. Gene Ontology annotation, cellular component: PRC1 complex.